GUAGGUCAUGCAUAAAAGUUGAAAGUGAAGUAAAACAUGUGGUUAUAAGUAGGUAGCACUCAGCUCAGCAUUGCGGGCUUACUGAUCCAAAAUCAGAUGUUCCAAAGAGAAAGAGUGGAAAGGGUGGUGAUAAUAUCAUCAGGUCUACGUGUAGAUCUGGCGAGAUGGGUUCUGAUGAACCUGCCACUUAAACAAGGAGACAUCAUUAGGUUGUUCAGACUGGUGCAACCGUUCGGCAGGCCACCAUCCUUAGGUUGCGGAAUAUGCUUCUCAAAGCCUACAAACUAUGAAAAAAGUAACUGGACUACUUCUACUCUCACGCCAGGAAGGAGACUGGAUACAAGUGCGACCAUUUUACAGAAACAAGAAAGCAUAGAAAGAGAAAUCAUAGAAAAACAAGACGAGUCUCAGUCGAAUAUCGAGAUCCAACAUAUAAUCCGGCUUGCGGAAUCUAGACAGAUUGAUUUUGACACAUCGGCAGAGGCAGGAAACUCCAUGAAAGAGUUUGCAGUCCAGGCUGCUAAGGAUUUUGGAGCAACCUAUGUGGUGCUAGACAGUCCUAGGAAGGAAGAUCAAAAGUAUGUCAUGGAUAAUCUUACGUGUGCAAUCUUGAUGAUGAGCCGUACGGGUCGAGUAGAAAUUUUAAGAGAUCCCAAGCCCGAGGACGUUCAUCCACACAAUAUUACGCAUAUGCAGCAGGAGUUGAUAUUUGAUGAUAAUAUUUGCACGAUAUGUGGACACGAAAGGCUGUUGAAUGGUGGUUUCUUCACACAGUUCAGUUAUGCAGAACUUGCUUUCUCGACGUACGGGUUUUCUCAAAAGUAUGUUUUAUCAAAGUCCAGAAAGAGGGUUUAUAAAGGAACUUUGCCCAGUGGGUUGCAGAUCAUCAUAAGAAAACACUUUUUUGCGACCAUCAAAGAAUAUGAGUUUAGAUCGCUUGCACUAACACUAGGCAACGUCAGGCAUGAAAAUGUAGCAACACUGCUUGGAUUUUGUUCCGAAGGAUAUCACAGGUUCCUUGUGUACGAAUAUGUUUGCCAUCAAUCACUCAGCACACAUUUAUCAGAAAUUUCAUGUGUAGCAAGAAGUGAAGAGUUGACUUGGGAGAGAAGACUGAAAAUAGCCCUAGGCACUUGUAAGGGAUUACAAUAUUUGCAUACCAACAACAUUUUUGGAUGCAUGAGACCAAAAAACAUUCUUCUAACGCAUGACUUUCAUCCGCAGCUUGCCAACUUUGGUCUGACAAAAAACCCAUACGAGGACUUAAAUCACUCGUCUGAAGCAAGGGUCCUUAAGACUUUCGAGUAUCUGGCCCCCGAGUAUGGUGAAACUGGGACCGAUUCAAGCAUCACCGAUGUGUAUUCAUUUGGGGUGGUGCUCCUUGAGUUACUAACAGGUCGAAAGACUCUUGAAGAGACAUGGGGGAAAAGCUUUUUGAGAUGGGCAAGGCCUCUACUAGAAGAAAAGGUGUAUAUGGAAUUGGUAGACCCAUCAAUAAAAGACAAUAUGAACCUUCUUCAACUGGUUUUGAUCGUUCGGGUUUUAGAAAACUGUUUGUGUUAUGACCCGAGAGAAAGAUGCUCGAUAUCAGAGGUGGUAGCAGAUCUGACCCACAUUGUUGAAAUCCAAGACCACUCUCCUGCUCAGUAGUCUUGUUGAUCAAAGCUUCGAAUCCUAGAUGUGCUCAGCCACCACUUAUACUUCAUUGCUUUACUUACACCUUCAACUAUUGUCAGUCAGUCAGUCAGUAGCCAACCAAUUUUGUACAGAAUUGAAGCAAAAUCAUUUCUUUUUUUGGUAGAUUUGCGUAUGAGGUAGGAAGAAAGAAUAUUAUAAAAAUAAAGUUUAUUGUUGUUUGAUGACAAAUGAUGAGAAGGCUGGCUGGCUGGCUGGCAUAUAGGGAACAGUAAUUGGUAAAUUUUAGUAAUUUA
Molecule: messenger RNA, 1931 nt
Organism: Helianthus annuus (common sunflower)
Lineage: Eukaryota; Viridiplantae; Streptophyta; Magnoliopsida; Asterales; Asteraceae
Product: probable serine/threonine-protein kinase PBL28
Exons: 9
Coding region: 97-1650 (517 amino acids)
Biological process (GO): protein phosphorylation
Cellular component (GO): plasma membrane
Molecular function (GO): ATP binding; protein kinase activity
Source: RefSeq, a predicted model, not a curated record